AUGUAUCACCAGACCGUAUCAGCCGUCCUCACGGGCCUGCUCUACACUACCCACGUCAUGGGAUCCAAUAACGCGGCAGACGCACAGCCAGGACGCGUCCUAGCCGCCCGCCAACAAUCGGCAGACUGCACGGCGGGCAUAUCCUCUGUGCUCAGCGCGUUUCCCCGGGGCACCGGCGACGCCAUCAGCUACGUCGAGUCGGCGCUGGCCACGGGCACCAACGGCGGCAGCGGCGGCGUCAACCCGACGCAGCUCUGCGAGGCCAUCAACGCGCUGCCGUCGUCGCAGCAGUCGGAGAUCUCCGACUACGAGAGCUCCGUGACCUCGUGGCUCAGCGCCGAGGGCUCGCGCAUCGACUCGCUCGUCUCGUCGUGUCCAAACGAUACGGCCGUUUCGAGUCUGGCCUCGGUCACUUCGGAGCUUAGUGCCUAUGCCAGCGGCUGCAAUGCUAGUAAUAGUAGUAGCAGCAGCAGCGCCGGCAGCGGCAGCAGCAAUGCCACGACCACCACCUCCGGCGGAGGAGGAGGUGUAGGAGGAGUAGGAGGAGGCGGAAGCCAGUCUAGCGGAACGGGCACCUCUGGAACAACCGCCGGUGCUGGUACCCAGACCGGGACCCCAGCUGGUGUCACGGGAACUUCUGGCGGCAAUGCUGCGUCAAAGGACCCAGCCUUUGUCAUUGGUGCCGCUGCCAUCGCGGGCGUCAUGGGCGUGGCCGUUUUCUUGUGA
Pestalotiopsis fici W106-1 is the source of this 726-nucleotide messenger RNA. RefSeq lists its product as uncharacterized. Lineage: Eukaryota; Fungi; Ascomycota; Sordariomycetes; Amphisphaeriales; Sporocadaceae. The record is from RefSeq and is a predicted model, not a curated record. Bases 1 to 726 code for a protein of 241 amino acids. The transcript has 2 exons.